AUGGCGGGCCCGUCUCCCGUGCAGAUCCGCGAGGCCAACGCGCACCUGGCGGCCGUGCACCGGCGGGCGGCCGAGCUGGAGGCCCGGCUCGGGGCGGCCGAGCGCACGGUGCGGGAGCAGGCCCACAGCCUCAUCCGCAAGGACGAGCAGCUGCGGGCCGCCCUGCGGGACCUCGCCCAGGCCAAGGACAGCCCUCCCUCGAGCGACCGACGGGGAAGGAAGAGGACUGCUGCCAUGGAGGCUGGCAAAGACCCCACAGAGAAGCUUCGGGCACAGUGUCUGGCUCGUGGAGCAUCUGGGAUCAAAGGCCUGGCUAGGUUUUUCCGCCGCCUGGACACGGAUAAGAGCCAGGCCCUGGACGCGGCGGAGCUGCAGCGGGGCUUGACAGAGCUAGGCUUCCACUUGGAAGCCGCUGAGGUGGAGCAGCUCUGUAAGCAGUAUGACCGUGACGGCAGCGGCACCGUGGACCUAGAGGAGUUCCUGCGAGCAGUGCGGCCUCCCAUGUCCAGGGCCAGAGAGGAGGUCAUCCACGCCGCCUUUGCCAAGCUGGACCGCAGCGGGGACGGCGUGGUGACUGUGGAUGACUUGCGGGGCGUGUACAGUGGCCGGAGCCACCCGAAGGUCCGGAGCGGGGAGUGGACAGAGGAUCAAGUGCUGCGCCACUUCCUGGAUAACUUCGACUCUCCUGAAAAGGAUGGCCAGGUCACGGCUGAGGAGUUCCUGGAUUAUUACAGUGGGGUGAGCGCCUCCGUGAACACAGACGAGGAGUUUGUGGCAAUGAUGCAGAGUGCCUGGCGGCUGUAGCGCUCUCCUCCACCUUGGACCGGGAGACCGACCGUCGGUGCUUCCUGCCUGCUUUUCCUCUCCCCAGUUUCGCUCAUUGUGCCCUCUGUCCCCUUAGGACGCUGCAGGCUAGGGCUGACCCCAGCCACCUUUCAGCUUUGGCUCUGGGGUUAAGGAGAGUCAGGACUCUUCCUCUCCCCCCGGUCUUUUCCUAGCCCUCCCUUCAACACCUCCUUGGCUUGGGGAAAGGAACUACGUUGCCUCCCCAGGCUGGGCCACUACACAUAGGACCAGGGAAACCGAGCCAGUGCCAACAAAGCAGGUCCCCAAAGUGAGUUCCAGUCCCCGCCGCCAUAUCCGGCCCUGUUCUUCCACUUGCUUAGAUUGAAAUCUGCACUGCCUGACAAAAUACUGUUUUCUCGUGUUCGUCAAUACAGAAAUGGGAGGGGAGAGGUGGGUCCUUGGCGUCUGGGCAUUCUCUCCUUGGCUGGCUGACAUAGCUCGCACAGCCAGAGUCAACGUGAAAACUGGUCUCCCUCCCUGGACCUUCAGCACACUUAUACUUUGUGAGCCCCACGGGGGACGGGGACUGUGUCCGACUUGAUUAACUUGUAUCUACUCCAGCACUCAGAA
Tachyglossus aculeatus (Australian echidna) is the source of this 1416-nucleotide messenger RNA. RefSeq names its product calcyphosin-like. The transcript is spliced from 6 exons. The coding region runs from base 1 to 804 and encodes 267 amino acids. Gene Ontology annotation, cellular component: vesicle. NCBI's taxonomy places the organism in Eukaryota, Metazoa, Chordata, Mammalia, Monotremata, Tachyglossidae. Gene Ontology annotation, molecular function: calcium ion binding. The record is from RefSeq and is a predicted model, not a curated record.